UUCUUUCCCAACGUUAACUUCUGGAUGGGAGCUCCGCCCCCUCUCUCACUUGCAGCUGAAGCAAAUGAUGUCAGAGAGGAAAAAAAAGAGGGGAAGAAAAACAAAGAUAACAAAAAAAUAUAAAAACGACAGCUGAAACUGACGAAGCUAACCAGUGUCAUUGCUUUACAUGGUCUGAGGUCACAGAUACUUUGUCACGCUAUGGGAAAUGUUGUGCAGAAUGAAUAUACUAUAUAUAAAUAUAUAUACAUAUAUUAUGAUUCUUAUUCUUAUUAUUUAUUGUGCAUUUAUAUCUUACUUUGUAUUAUUUUAUUGCACUACAAUAAUUAGCACAUGAUGGUUGCCAUUGCACUUGUAAAGUCACAUUCAAGAUUACAAAAAGGCUGUUUUCCUGUCUUAUGUAGAACAUAAUUCUUUGUUAUUCUCUCCUGCAUUUAUUUUUAUACCAUAUUUAAAGACACUUUUACUUACUUGUAUUAUUAAAGUUGGCCCUCUAUCUGUUACUAUGGGCUGGUUGUGGAUGUCGUCAUUAUUGUUAUUAUUAUUAUUAUUAUUAUUAUUAUCUUGGGCAUUUAAAAUAAUCCCAAAACACUGCACUUUUGUUUUGUACCACUAGAGGGGGAUAUAUUAUUUUCUACAGCAGGGAGCUGAACUCCUGGAAGCAACAGGCUCCUCAUCCAUCAGAGCAGCAGCAGAAUGCAACACAGUGCUUUUCAGGGCAAAUUAGGCUUUGUCAUGCAAAAGUAUCAUCAGCCUCUUCAAGGGGGCUAUUGUGCAGACUGUGCCCUGCUCUGCAGAGGCUGAGGUUUGGUCGGGGUCUGUUGAUAUUUCAGCUCUUUGAAGGCACAACUGAGCCUCUGUGCCCGGUGGUCACUUCAGAAAAGGGCCACAGACAAACAAGCUGUGGCAUUUUCCAAAGCAGGUCGUUAGUGGGUCUGGGUUGUAAUGUGAUGUGGUUACAGUGUCAGUGAAAGAAGAUAAACAGCUGUUGGGGUUUUUUUUCUUGGACGAGAUCAUCGUCUCUUAUCAUGUUGGCUAAAUUUUUACCAAAUAUGUGAAGGCAAGAGUUAAAAGAGGGAAGAGAGAGAGGAAAAGAAGUGUCAGUUUGUCAGGUUUGGUGUAUUAUGGACAGGUGGGUAUAAUAAAAAAAACAAAUUAAAUUACAUACUAAUAUUAAUUGGGAGAGAGAGAGACGAGCAUGUGGAUGAAAAUAAAAGAAGUGAAGCUUGGAUUGAUUCACACAGUGACCAGGGCCAAUAGGAAGAACCCUCCCAGUCUUGAGGAGGGAAGAGGAGGUGGUAGGGAUUCAAACUAAGGCAGGGUUUACAGUGAGUCAAAAACUCUCAAAGACAGACUAGAGGCACCACUGCACUGUGAUGUGGGCUUACUCUGACUUUAACCUGGAGCUUCUCUUUUGAACAAGAACACAAGACGACCAAAAACAGACAGAGAAGGAAAACAAAAGAUACCACUUUUCCACAAAGAUGGUAAACUGACGUGGUGUCUGAGACUCUUGAAUCUUUAGUAGAGAGGGGAAAAGAGGAGCAAGGACAAGCCUGAGGAUACUACAGAUUAUGUUGCCAUGGAAACCCAAACUUGGAGCCGGGCACAAGGACCAGUGAAGGUGGACAACCAUCCCUGAUUUCAACAUUGACACACUGCUGUGGUGAGAGAAUGCUGUGGAGAAUAACUAUCCCAGUCAUACUGGCUGGGGUGCUCUGCAUCACCGCAGAGACCAAGAAGCCCCGGCCGCAGGGAUCCAUCCCAUCGCCGUACAAAACUAAAGGGAACCUGUCCUCGGAGCGCCACCACCGGUUACUGCAGCAGAAACCUGAGGUGCUGUCCUCCAGCAGAGAGGCCUUGGUGGUGACAGAGCGCCGCUACCUCCGCAGAGACUGGUGCAAGACCCAACCGCUCCGUCAGACAAUCAGUGAGGAGGGCUGCCGGAGCCGCACUGUGGUCAACCGUUUUUGCUACGGCCAGUGCAACUCCUUCUAUAUCCCCCGCCACAUGGGCCCCAGCUCCGGCCACGGCCAGAACCGAGGCCAGGCCUCGGGUUCUGGCAGGAAAAAGCACAACAAGGCCCAGGAGCCGUUCCAGUCCUGCUCCUUCUGCAAGCCGCACCGCAUCACACAGCUCACAGUGCAGCUGGACUGUCCGGACCUGCAGCCCCCCUUCAGACACCGCAAGGUGCAGAGGGUCAAACAGUGCCGCUGCAUGUCUGUGGACGUGAGCAGUCAUGGGAAACUGUGAAGGACAAAUUCAAAGGACAUCUGAAUAUUGUCAAAGGCAGAUACCGACAAACUUUGCCAAACAAACACUGGCUUCAAGUCGAGCGACUCUGCAUCAUGUUUGACAAAUAACGGCCUGUUCCGCCAUAAAAUGACGUAAAACAUGGAACUGGUGCUGCUAAAAGCCAAACGUUGAUUUAAUCAGAGACUGUUGGUGAGAGAAACUUGAUUCAUAUGAUCUGUGCAAGAGACACUCAUUGUUGUUUUUGAUUUUUUUCCCCACAAAGCUCAUAUCUAACAGUUAUUUGUACAUUUUCUAAUAGAUUUCUUUGUGUAAAGGGCAUGUUCACCGUCUGAUUGACCCAGCAAAUCAUAUAAGUCAUAAUUAUCAGUGGUAUGGAGACCAAAUAGGUUAUAUCUAACUUCCAUUUGUACAUGUGCUAAUAGAUUUCUUUGUGAAAAGUGUCUCUGUGUUUCCUCAAAAACAAUAAAGACGAGAAAAGUGAGAUAGAAUAAGUUGUUCCCUGUGAACCCUACGCGACAUGUUUGUCGUGCAACAGUUUGAAAGCCCCAUUUUUAUGAAUUGACUGUUUGGGAAGUAUUUUAUCUGCUAUCGUGUUUUCUUUUCACGUCGACGUCAACGGCGGGAUUUGGAGAAACAUACAGCAGCACAGCAGUGACCUGCAGCAGCACCUGUGUGCUUGUACACGUUUGCCAGGUAUAUGAGGCAGUAAGGAAGAGCUACUGCAGCAUGUGUAAUGGGGGUGCAAUGCUAUACAGUGUGUAUAUUAUCUUUGUGUGUAUGUGUGUAUGCGUAUGAAAAAUA
Messenger RNA from Solea solea (common sole), 3057 nucleotides. It is a transcript of the gene grem2b, whose product is annotated as gremlin 2, DAN family BMP antagonist b. Bases 1675 to 2253 code for a protein of 192 amino acids. The record is from RefSeq and is a predicted model, not a curated record. Gene Ontology annotation, biological process: animal organ morphogenesis. Gene Ontology annotation, molecular function: receptor ligand activity; BMP binding. The transcript has 2 exons. Lineage: Eukaryota; Metazoa; Chordata; Actinopteri; Pleuronectiformes; Soleidae.